AUGGGUUUUCUGGCUUUGGAUGUUUUCACAACUGGUAAAAGGGAUGGCUUUCAAAGAACUCUCCUCCUCCUCCUCACCUGUAGCUUCUCCAGCCUCCUGCUCAGCUCCCUGCUCCUCCUGUACCUCCUCUUCAGCCUGAGCUAUGAGCUAGCAGUAGCUGGAGGGAUUGCUGGCUGCUUUGGGAUACUACUGACAGUUGCCCUCUUCUUAUCAAAGAGAGUCAGGUGCUUAGGGACUCUGUUUGUCAUCUCUAUUUUCAUGAAGAAGAGUCGCAACCUGCUCCUGACUGCCGGGACCAGUUUAGUAGUUCUUAGAAAUAUCCGCAACACAUUGGAGAACCUCACAGGCCUGGUCAGGAGUAUGAUUUGCAACCUAAAGGCCAAGAAAGCAGCCAUCAUUGGACCAUUCAGUAACUACGUUAAGAUGUUGAAGUGGUUAGGAAACGUGCUGAAGGGGGUGACAGAUUUAGGGGUGGUGAACUUAGACCCCCAGCUCAAGAUCACACCCAGACUGGAAUCAGAAAAACUCAGGGGGAGACUGAAUGAGGCAGAGCAGACGCUGAAUGACACUGUGAGGCAUGUUCAGUCCCUUAUGAAUACUGUCUCCUCUGUGACCGACAAGAUGUUUCCUGCCAUCAGCUUCCUGGUGCUCAUGAUGUUUAUAGCGCUGCAUAUAAAAAAAUACUGCAAUGACAUGAAAUAUGAAAACAGAUUCAUGAGCAGCAAAUUUGUUCGUUUUGAUGAGAAGCAGAAGACGGAAGGAAAGCCCCACGUCCUCCCCCUCACAGCAGAGGAAGAGAAGCUGUACACCUCCAUCCCCUCGGCCCGUCCCACCACCAGAGAGGGGAGAGCUAUGCUGAAAUUUGGAGUUCCAGUUGUCUCCCAUGUUGUCACAUGGGUGAUAUUCAUAACUGUGGACGCCUUGUUGUACUGCUUUGUCGAUAUUGUAACAGUAAAGUUAUCAGAGCUGGAACCAUUCCAUGUCCCGCUGCUGAUGAGCAUCAAAGGCAUUGCAACUUUAAUAGGUAUAUCGCUUGUUGAGGAAAACCAUCAAAAAGACUUUUCCUACUCUGUGACCCUGUUUGAGAAGAAGUGUCUUCCUAAACCCAAGCUGCUGCUCCAUACCUCCAUAGUUCCUUUGGCUGCAAUCCUGCUCACCCUGCUCAUUAUGGCUCUGAUGGCCGCCAAAGUGGCCCAGCUCAGGCUGAUGGUCUGUGAGGGAUUCUUCUCCACAGCUGCGGAGAAGAGAGUGGAAUACCUGCAUGCCAAAAUCCUGAGGAAGAGAUUAAAAAAGAGGAGGGAGAGAAACAACUGCAGGCUCACAUCACUUUACUUUAAGACACAUUUCUGGUGCCCGCUGCUCUUCAGGCCCAAAGAGGAUCCACAAAGUAUUGUGUGA
Messenger RNA from Centropristis striata (black sea bass), 1398 nucleotides. RefSeq names its product dendritic cell-specific transmembrane protein. Gene Ontology annotation, cellular component: membrane. The transcript has 3 exons. Lineage: Eukaryota; Metazoa; Chordata; Actinopteri; Perciformes; Serranidae. The coding region runs from base 1 to 1398 and encodes 465 amino acids. The record is from RefSeq and is a predicted model, not a curated record.